Trichobilharzia regenti is the source of this 6044-nucleotide messenger RNA. The record is from the annotation of a GenBank genome assembly. Lineage: Eukaryota; Metazoa; Platyhelminthes; Trematoda; Strigeidida; Schistosomatidae.
UUUCUAUGUAAGAAUUUGGCACUCUAAGUAUACAAUUAUUCAUAUGCAUGCAAAAUAUUGCCUUGUUAACUUAUAUUUUCUUGAUAAAUAUAAACUGAUUAAUAGUUCAAUUAUCCCCAGUUUGCAUAAAAACUGUUCCGUCCAAGAAAGGAUUUUUUUAAUUCACUGGGAAUAAAAUUAAUAAUUUGACGUCAAAAAGAAAGAAGUUGACCAGUGGAAAAUACAUACUUCUUUCUCACACAUUCAUUGCAUGGCAGGUGAAAUAGAGAUGAUGGAUGCUAAAACUGAAAACAACAAAGAGAUUGACAAACAAAUGAAUUCAAGUGAGAUACAAAAUCAAAUAAGUUUAGAAUCGGAUCAGAAAUCUGGUGAACAACCGAUUUCAAAUCCAUCGACAUGUGAAACAAUGGAGGGAGAAGUCGAAUACGUUGUUGGUGAUAAUGCCGGUGAAGGUGAUGAUGAUGAUAUCGAAGGUGAAGGUGAAGAAGAAAUCAUUACAUCAGCAAUGCCACCCACACAAAUUGUUGACACUAUCGUUACAACCACAACUAAUCCAGACGGUAGCCUAAAACGUACAACAAGAAAAACAACACGUACUGUGUUAACUACAGCAAGAAUACGUAAAAUCAAAGUCAAAAAUCUACCCUCUGAUGGUGAAUCAACUAAAUCUUCAUCCAUGUCAACAAACAACGAUUUAAACAUGUCGAAUGUAAUUAACUUUACAAAACUGAAUUCAGAGAAGUCCGAAGGCAAAUCACUUGCUCAAGCUACAUUGGCUAUUAUUCCCCCACAAACUGAAGUCACCUAUCAAGAGAAUGUUAAGUCUAUCAGUGAUAUUGAUGCAGACACUGCGGCAAAACUACAACAGUCUACCUCGAAUGAAAAUUCAUCUGAUAAUGUGACACCACAAAAGGCGAUUACAAAAACGACGAUGAAGAAAACCGUCAGUGCAACAGCUGCUACUGCAACUUUUUAUGCUACUGGCAAGGAUGCCAUGAGUCCAAGAUUAUUCACAACUACCGGGGCUACAAAUGAAAUGUUAUUUAACAGUUGCAAUAGUUCUCCUUUAUUAUCUACAAAUGAUGGCAAUAAAGGAUUAACAAAAUCAACUAUAAAAAUUGCAGCUUUCAAGCGAACAAGCAAUACAUCACCGACAAAACGUAAAGCACGUGAUUCCCUAACAACAUCCGCUUCCACGACGACUACAACCACGACAACAACACUCGGUGCAUCGUCAACUACAACAACAACUACUACGAGGAAACAAACCACAAGAGUUAUGAAUAAUUUUGCCAGUAAAGGAUUCUUCUUUACAUUCAAAAAGCCUUUCGGAUUUUUUGGUAGAGAAAUUCGAGGAGAUAUUGAAGAUAAUCAAAAUAAUGCUAGUAUUGGUUCAAACAAUACUGACAUUGUGGAUACUGAACAACUUGCAUUGUUGACGAUGAAAGAAUCAGAACGUCUAUUCUCUCAGGCCAAACUAAUGUUUCCAUCAAAUCAGAAUUUGUCAUCAGAUGUAACUAUACAAAGUAGUUCAAGUGGGAAGAAUGAAGAUGGUCUUGUACAAGGAUAUCAGUCACGAUUUGCAAAUCUUCCACUUUAUCAAGGCUAUGGAAUAAUUGCGCAUCAAAUGGCUCUUUCAAAUAAGGUGAAAACAACUAAAAGAACUGAUGGAGACAGUGGCAUAAAACAUCAAGACGACGAAGAAGAUAAAAAGAAAUCUGUCGAUGUCAUCAGUGAUACAGUGGAUAUAAAACAACAAGUUACCGAUCAGACUGGAGCUGAUAUGAGCUUAGUUGCAAAUGCUUUUGCCCAUUUGUUAGACGAGUCAAUUUUGAAGUUUUUAUGUGAAGCAACAAGUCAACAACUUGGACGAUCAGGUCCUUUAAAUUUGUUUGAAUUACCAGCAUAUAUUGAAGGUCUACCACAGAAUAAACAACUUGUUUAUUCUGAUUCAACAGAUGAGGGAAUAGCACAGCCAGGAGACAACUUCAAUAAAUCAUUGGCUCUUCCCAGUACAGAACAGUUCGAUGAUAAAACAGAUGAGAAAAUUAAAGAGGGUGAACAGAAUCGACCACAACAGUUGACUGAUUCUACAGGAACUCAGAUAGGUCAAACUUUAGGGCAAAAAACUAGUAGAUUUGGUGGUGGAAGUCAAGGAGCUUUUCGAGUUGCAUGGUCGGAAAUGCCUGAGGUUGUUGAAAGUAAUUGCCUUCAACGUUUAACAAGACAUGAAAUACAACUACAGGAGGCCAUGUUCGAAGUGAUUACAUCUGAAGCAUCGUAUUAUCAAAGUUUAAAUGUUCUAGUAAAUCAUUUUUAUCAUGCUCCUGAAUUCGAAUGUGAACCGCUGAGUCACACAAGUAGUUUUCAGUCAAAUCAACCACCUAGUAAAAUGUUCAAAGAACCAGGUUCCCCAUUGCCAGGACAACCUGACCUAGCGAAUAAUCAGACAACAGUUGACAUGAAUACACCACCAACAAACGCAACAACCACAACACCUGGAAGUGGAAUGACUACGAAUAACAACAAUAACAAUGUCAGUAAUGCUACAACUCCCACUUGUACUACUGCUACUACUAAUACCUGUGGUAAUAAUGUCGGUUCUACAGAUACCUGUGUAGACGCUGGCAACCAAACGCCCGCAAGCAGUAACACACGUCGUCCACUGCUCAAACCAUUGGAAAAGCAUCAUCUCUUUUCAAAUGUGUUACUUGUAUGUUUAGCCAGUGAAAUGUUUUUGCGUGAUCUGGAGGCAAGAUGGGAGGCAAGAAUGCCAAUUUUAAAUGAAGUCUGCGAUUUAAUUGUAAAACAUGCUGGUGGUGUCAAUUUUGAACCAUAUAUUACUUACCUAAGAAAUCAAACCUAUCAGAUGGAUACACUUCGCACAUUAUGCCAACGUGAAAGCUUUCGUGAAGCAUUAGAAAGACUGCAUUCACAUCCAAGAAGUGGAAAAAACUUGAUCACAUCAUUUUUAGCACUACCAAUGCAACGUUUAACACGCUUGAAAUUAUUGGUUGAAGUUAUUCGACGUCUACAAGAUGCUGUUAUUCGUGAUUCUAUGGAUAAAACACUGGAAAAACGACCUUUUCGUGUACCAAGUGAUAGAGAACGUGAAAAUGUACAACUCGCCCUUCGAGAAUUGAAUAGGCUUUUGACUGCAAGCGAGACUGAGAAGGAACUUAUGGAUCGAAAAUCUCGACUUUUGACAUUAUCUUCCUCUCUUGAAUUCCCGGACAAUGUUAAGCGCAUAGCAAUUAGUGAUAAACGUCUUAUUAAAGAAGGUGAAUUACGCGAAUGCUUAUCAGACAGUGGACGAUUAUCUGUAUUACAGAAAUUGGCUAUUCGUAAACCAAAUAUCUUUUAUCUAAUAUUAUUUAAUGAUUUAUUAUUGGUUACAAGAAAGAAAAAAAAUGAACGUUUUCAAGUCCUGGAUUACUGUGACCGGGCCUCAGUGCAAGCAUUUGUCCAGCGUAAUGGUGAUUUGAUUGGUACUAGUACAAAUCUCUUGAAAAACCCAAAAAAUUCAAUAUCUGCUGAACCACUGUGCAUUAUAGAACCGUGUUUAGAUGAUCUACGCGUCAGUACACGCAAAACAAAACAUCAUCUUUCUCCAGACACAGAUGAUGCCGGCAGUAAUGUGAAGCAUUCAUCUAAGGAUAAGCGUCACAGACGUUAUAAAACAACAACUGAAUUCGAAAAUUUGAAAGCUUCAAACAAUGAUUCUGCUAUUAGCACUGAUAAUUAUCAAAGAGAUUCUAGUAGAGUUCAAAGUGACAUUAUUACAAGUGAAGUUAAUGUAGAAAAUAAUGAAGAUGAAACUACUUCUCUGCCUGCUUCUCCCGCAGCUGCCACUACCGUCACCGACACUGACAAUACUAUCACUGUGAUUGCUACAACUGCUGCUGCUACCACUGCGAUUACUGCUGUUUCACCAGUUUCACCUGCAGUAAGUACUAACACGGUUACUUCAACGAAAAAAAUCAAUCUCUCUCGAUCUGGAAGCAGUUUAAGUGGUUAUCAUUUACGCUUCAAUCAUGAACGAAUUAGAAAUAUCAAAUCGACUAUAUUCAGUACAUCACAGCCAAGUGCAAACGCCUUAGUCACUUGCAAAACUGGAACAAUACAUUUAAAGCUACUUGGUAGUCAUAAUGGAACUUGUAUGGAGCUGAUACUCCUACCUAAAGACAACCGAGAAUUCGAAAGUUGGUGUAAGGCAUUCUCUGUGUCUCUUGAUAGUCCAUACUGAACCAAUUCAGCAUACGUAAACAUUGUUCCGACAAUUUUGUUCUGAUUAAUUAAUUCAUUCAGUCAUUCAGCAAUCAUCACUGAGUAUUAAAUAGCUGAACAUCUAUACAUAUAUAUACACACACACAUAAGUUUCACUUGUACAAAGCGUUCAAAUUAAAAUGUAUUCGUUUUGUAUAAUGUCCAUGUUACCACUUUUCAAAUUUAUUAUGAUUUUGUUUCGCUUCUAUAAAAUAAAGUAUGACCGAUCUAAUUACAAUUUUGGAUUAAAAUAAACGAUAGCAUAGGAGAAAUAAUAUUGGACUGUACAUUAUACAGCUUCCUUUCACUAAUCUUUAACCUAAUCAAAUGACUGAGAAGUAUAAAAUUAAAUAUUCAUAUUAUCACUAAUACUACUGUUGUAGUAAUGGUAGUAGUAUGUGUUGAGACAUUUGUAUCUUCUUCAUCGCUAUAAGCACUUAUUCAUAAUGAAGCUCAAUAUUGGUUAUCUUUGAAACAAAUGAUGGGUGAUCAAUCUACUUACAAAUAUACACAUUCUGAUGUCUCCUCGAUUUUCUUUCUUCUUCGAUUGCUUCAGUUCAUGGAAUGGCUUAUACAGACAGACACAGUGUGUUUGCAUGGACUGUUCACUGAUGAUGAUAUUCACGUACACUGAAAUUAUUAGAAAUCACAUGAGAUACAUUUCGAAUUCACGUAAGCUAAAGAAUAAAAUAGAAGAUGGAACAAAUGAAAAACUCCAAAAAAUGCAUUAAAGGAAAAAAAAAUCUUGCUAAUGAUAUGUUUCAUACCACAAUAUUAUAGACAGGUGAUGUAGGGUAAUUAUCUUGUUUUCUAACGAUAUAUAUAAAUAAAUAUGUACAUGAAAUAAACUCACUUUCUUCUAUCAAAUUUACGUUGUCUAGUAAAAAAAAAGCUUUCAGUGCCUACUUAAAUCAUACAUCAAUAACUGAAUGCAUAUUUUAAGCCAGAAGUGAAGAAAUAUCCUAUAGCCUGUCUGUUCCAAUGGAUUGCGUAACAUUUAUGCUUCGUCUUUGUCAGUAACGUUUUUUUGUUAAGUAAGAGGCACACAUCACCUAUCCAUCCUGCAUAAAUUGAUACAUACACAAGACAAACGCACACUGUAAAACAGCUGACACCACCAAAACUACUCUCUCACCCAUUUUCUUUUCUUUUUUUUCACCUACUUCGAAUUCGUGUAAACUUCAUUGUUAAAAUAGAACACUUCAUAUCGGAGAAUGCUGUUUUACUGCAUUUACACAAAUGACACUAUAUUAGCACAGUGUUUCCCACAGUCCUACUCUAGUCUGUCGUCUCAGUUAUACUUUGUGUAAAAACAAAUUAAUUCUAAUUAAAAUGAACAAUACAUUUAUAUAUGUAUAUGAGUACUUGCUUCUUUAUCUUUUUAUUUUGGUGUUUCUAUUUUGUGUUUCCGUUUCGCCUAUUCAUCUCGUUGAGUGUUCAUCUGUCACUGUUCUAUAGGAAGGAAGAAUAAGGCGAAAUAAAAGACCUAUUUACUUCUCCUGUGGGUUUUUGUUUUCUGAUAACUUCAUUGCACGUUUUGUUCACAUUUCAUAUUUUCAAAAAAUAAGCACUAUCACUAAAGCCGAAAACAAAGAACUCUUCCUGGAAGUAAUACUUAUUUAUUAUGUACUACAUAAUAAACUCUUUUUAAAAGAACAAACAAUAAAAUUUGAUCCAAAAUUAAAUGAUAUAAUUCAUUAAUAGUCAUGUUAUUGUUCAUAUACAUAUUUAUUAAAACAGAAAGUUAAUAAUAUAAAUAAAAUGAUGUAGAAAAUAUA